Chilo suppressalis (striped riceborer) is the source of this 2407-nucleotide messenger RNA. The record is from the annotation of a GenBank genome assembly. NCBI's taxonomy places the organism in Eukaryota, Metazoa, Arthropoda, Insecta, Lepidoptera, Crambidae.
UGUAAUAGGACUCUCAUUGUAAAGGUAGGUACGUAUUUUUACUAAUUCCUGUUUUGAAUAAUUUUGCUAAACAGAACAAGUGUGAAGUUCGUAUUUUUGUCUUCUGUUGACGGAUUGGAUCGGUUCGUUUGUCCAAAUUGUCAUUGUCAAAAGUGGUGUUACAGUAAAAUAACCUUAUUUUUCGUGGAAGUCCGCGUGACUGUGUGGUAAUUUAUUUAUUUUGAAGAAACGUUUGAAGAACAUUUUCAAAACCAAAAUGGGUAAAGUACGAUCUGCUCCGGGUGCCCCCCGAAAACAGGGAUUUAACAAAUCUGGACAUUCUAUGAACCCAGAUAGGCCAACGGAAGGACUGAAAGGGGUCGGAAAUCCUAGGACAAAGGGAACCAUAAAGAGACUGCAAAUGUAUCGUAAUUUUAAAGCAAAAAGAGAUAAAACCGGCAAAAUUUUGACACCAGCUCCAUUUCAAGGCUGGUUGCCUUCUGGUGUCCAAGCUAGAGUUGAACCAAAUCAGAAAUGGUUUGGAAAUUCUAGGGUUAUAUCACAAAACGCCUUGCAGAAGUUUCAAGAAGAGUUUGGAGCUGCAGUGAAGAACCCCUAUCAAGUGGUUAUGAGACCUACAAAUUUGCCUAUUACUUUACUUAAUGAAAAAGCUAAAAAUUCCAGGGUACAUCUGUUAGAUACUGAAGGCUUUGAUAGAACAUUUGGACCAAAAAAGCAAAGAAAAAGAGUCAACCUUAAGUUCAGUGACUUACAAACACUAUCAAAGGCUGUUGAAGAAAAUACUGAGAAAUAUGAUGAAACUAAAGACAUAGACCGAGUACGGGAAGAUACAGGUGUGAAAGAAGGUCAAAGAGAUUGGGUUUUUGGUGCUGGUAUGAGUAGAAGGAUAUGGAAUGAGUUAUACAAAGUCAUUGAUUCAUCUGAUGUUUUGCUCCAAGUUCUUGAUGCUCGAGAUCCAAUGGGAACGAGAAGUCCUUAUGUGGAGAAAUUUCUAAGAGAGGAAAAGCCACAUAAACAUUUAAUAUUUAUUCUAAACAAAGUUGAUCUUGUUCCUAAUUGGGUGACUCAACGAUGGGUUGCUAUAUUAAGUUCAGAAUAUCCAACCAUAGCCUUUCAUGCUUCUUUGACACAUCCUUUUGGGAAAGGAUCACUUAUAAAUUUGCUGCGACAGUUUGCAAAAUUACACAUUGAUAAAAAACAAAUAAGUGUGGGGUUGAUUGGAUAUCCAAAUGUAGGAAAAUCUUCAGUGAUUAAUACAUUGAGGUCGAAAAAAGUUUGUAAAGUGGCACCUAUUGCAGGAGAAACCAAAGUAUGGCAGUAUAUAACAUUGAUGAAAAGAAUAUUCUUGAUUGACUGCCCUGGAAUUGUGUAUCCUUCAGCAGAAACAGACACAGAAAAAGUUUUGAAAGGAGUUGUUAGAGUAGAACUAGUUCAAAACCCAGAUGAUUAUAUUGAGGAGGUUAUCAAGCGAGUCAGAAAAGAGUACUUGGUUAAGACAUAUAAAGUUAAUGGCUGGGACACACCUAUUGAAUUUCUUGAAAAACUUGCAGCUAGAACAGGUAAAUUGCUAAAAAAAGGUGAACCAGAUGUAAAUCAGGUAGCAAGGAUGGUGCUUAAUGACUGGCAAAGAGGAAAGCUUCCCUUUUAUGUUGCUCCUGAAGGUUUUGAAGUACCACUUUCAAAACAAAAGGAUGAAUCAGAAAUCAACAAUGUUCCAAAAACUACUGUAGAGAAGGAAAAGGAAGCAGAAGAAGAAAUAUCUCAACAAGAAAAUGAGCAGCAACCAGAAAUAGCAACUCUUAAUGUAAAUAAACUAGUAAUAGCACAAGAUUUUGCCAAAAUAAGGGUUGGCUUACAGUUUGAUAAUGAAGAUGAUGUUAAACCCCUUAAUACAAUUGAUAUACCUGAUGAUUUAAAAGGGAUAGAUGAUCAAGAUGAAGAAGUAUCACAGGAAGGUGAAAAUGAAAACAAUGAUACAGAUGGUGAUUCAUCAGAUAUAAGUGACUUUUACAGCCAUGAUGAAAACGAAUGUAGUGAUGUUGAGGAUUAUUUGACUAACAACACAGAAACAGUUAAGGCAUUAAAAAGAAAACGUAUGGAGGCUGCUAGUGGCGCUUUCAUAAUUGAUGAUGUUACACAAAAACAAAAGAAAUCUAAAGGCAAUCCUGUAAAUGCAAAAUCAAUCAAAAAGCUAACUGCUAAACAAAGAAGAGCUAUAGAUAGAGCUCAACGCCGCACAAAAACAGGAAGCAACUUUUAUGAAGUGUCUAAUGUUAAAAAUAGAAAUAGAUAUAAAAAAAAACUUGUGUAAAGUAAUAAACUGUUUUAUUUAAUCAAAGUUCAUUGCUUCUUUUUUGUUUCCUCCCAGGCAGAGAAGUGGGAGCAAAUACUCAUGGAUACCUUACAG